AUGGAGAAGCCUCUCGUGGAGGCAUGGCCUGGAACGGACAGCACCGGGGCAGCGUACUCCAGCCACCUAGACCUGUGGAACGAUGAAGAGAAGAAGUCCAGCUGGUACAAGAAGACCCUGGAGCACUGGGCAGCUCAGGAUGCCACUGUGAACGGUGUGUUGGGUGGCUUCCCGGAGACCAGCGAGCCAGACCUGCGGGAAUCCAGGAGAUUCCUGCAUCUGGUGCGACGGCCGACGGACCCGCCAAGCCAAAGAGGGACGGUCUUGGAUUGCGGAGCGGGAAUUGGACGAGUAACCGAAGGGCUCCUGGUGCAUGAGUUCGGCCAGGUUGACCUUGUCGAGCCCAAUGCGCGACUGUUAGAAGCGGCUCGCGAGCAGAUUCGCAAUGCCAAAGUGGACCGCUUCAUCAACAGCUCAUUGGAGCAAUUCCAGCCCGAAGAGGGCAGGUACGACACCAUCUGGGCUCAGUGGGUGCUUCUUUAUUUAACAGACGAUGACUUAGUAUCCUUCUUCGAGCGAUGCAAGAAGGGCCUCACAAGGGAUGGCCUCAUCUUCGUGAAGGAAAACGUGGUGCUGGAAGGGCAAUGGAUCGUGGACCGAGAUGACAACAGCAUCUCGAGGACAGAUGCCAUGUACAAGGACAUCUUCCGAAAAGCUGGUCUGGUGCUGCAGCACGAGCUGAAGCAGGCGCAUUGGCCCUCGGAUCUGGUCCCAGUCAAGAUGUACGCGCUCAGACAGAGGUAA
This is a messenger RNA of Symbiodinium sp. CCMP2456, 744 nucleotides long. NCBI's taxonomy places the organism in Eukaryota, Dinophyceae, Suessiales, Symbiodiniaceae. The record is from the annotation of a GenBank genome assembly.